AUGAAAGUCAAUUCAAAGGAACUUGGCUAUGUGUCCCCUUCGUGGGAUUCGUCUUUUGAAGGGAUCCUGUAUUGGAAACAAAAAGUAGAUUCGCGAUCAAAGCGUAGUUGUGUUUUUUCUGAACAUUGGUGUCGGAUCAAGGGAAAUAUUUUCGUUCUUUGCCGCUCUUCUGACAGAACGAGCAAUGAAAUCUCAGGUGUGGUACUGUUAGAACGUUUUACUGUGUCGCGUACUAGAGAUGAAGAAAUAUCUUACGCAUUUCGUUUAGAUUUUGAUUCCGGUGACAAACCUCUCAUAUUUACUGCUCGUUCUGAAAAUGAGGUGGAGAAGUGGUGUUAUCACUUUAACAAGGCACAACUGGCACCUAAAUUACGACGUUUCACUUUGCUUCGUGAUGAAAUACGAAGAAUCACAGGAUCUGAUCCACUGGAAGCGGGUUUUUCCAGUAGUUCAGGUACCCCUGCAACUAUCAUUGAUGAAGGUUCAUUGAAUGACGAGGGACUUGAAAUUAUGUUGAAAUGCGUGAAUAUUGGAGAUAUGGUUCGACCCAAUGAACUACCUAAUACUUGUCUAUUUGUUUCUGUAUCAACCUCACUGAAGAAUAAUUGGACUCCAGUCGGAUCAACCGAGAUAAUUGAACGGUCUCGAAAUCCAGUCUUUUCAAAAACCAUAUUUCUACAUCGCAAUUUACUUAAUGAAGAUAAUUUCAUACGAUUUAGUUUAUUCGAUAUUAAAGAUAUGAAAUCAAAUGUUAGUGCUUUACUAGGCGAAACAAGUAUAACAAUAAAACAAUUAUUACGUGGUUCAUCUCUUUUGUUACCAGUAUGUGACGGUUAUUCUACUGUGCCUGUAAAAUAUGAAGGUUUAGAGACUGUUCCAUCAAUUAUUGUACGAUCAAGGAAACAAAAGUCAUUGGAUUCCACAACAGCUAAAAUUGAUGCCAAUUUGCUAUCAUUACGUUCAGUAUGUGAUAAUUUGUUGUCUAAACGAUACCAAUUUCAAGAUUCAUUGGGUGAAACAAUGCAUAUUAUUGAAUUUAUGGGCGAAUCACGGCUAUGUUAUGCUUUCCCGAUAGAAUAUUUAAAGACUUUAAUUAAAUCAGAAUAUUUGUUAUAUGAUUCGUUAUCCCGAGCUGGAUCGUCGAAACCACUUAUUGAAAGCUUGCGAAAAGAGCGACUAAUUAGCAUGAAACAAACAUUAGAACGGUAUGAAGUUAGCCUAAGAAAUUUAGUGGAUUAUUCUGGUCCUCUCUUCAAACCGUCUAAUGAACGUGCUAAUCCUCGUUACGAUUUUGUCCCAACCAAUCUUCAUGUUAAUCAGAUAGCCUUAACAGAUAUAGAUGGCCAACUAGUUUCGUCGCAUAAUAUUAUAUCGGUUGGUGCAUUUUCAUUGGCCUCUGGACGUUAUAAAUCUGGUGGUUUAUUUCGUUUGGCAUUCGAUACGAUGACUACACCAACACUUACAUAUCCACCUUCAGAAUUAUCUUAUUUAAAUAUAUCAUCAGAAUCACCUGUAGCUGCUGCUACAUGUCUUUUAAAUACAAAACCAAUUGGUAAAGCUAUGGAUCUGUUAUAUCGUGGAACACAUUCUAUUGCUGUAUUAAGAUCGGAUUUAGAAGGUCUUAUUCAAAGGUUAAAUGCACCGGGACAAGCUGAACCAUUAGCUCAUCGUAUGCAAAAAGCUAUAUCUUCCAUACAAUGGAUAUUUUCAGACAAAUUAUUAUCUAAAUUAAAUGUUUUACCAGUUGUCUCAUGUGAUUUCGAAGUGAUUAUUGGUUUACUUUCACAACUAUCGUCAAUUGAAAUAAUGAAAUCAACCAGUUCUCAACACGUACAAACCAGUGAUCAUGUAAUAGUUGUAAAUAAAAAGAAAAAUGAAUCACGUGAAAAUUUAAUCAAUUCUCUAGAUAAAGCUGGUCAAAAAUUAUCUUCCACUUUAGAACGUAUAUGGGAUAGUGUAACUUCAGUGUUAUGGGAUCUUGUUUUAUCAGGUCUGGCUGAUUUAUUAAAUCAACAAAAUCUCUCUGUAAACAAAGAAGGCAAUGGUAAUUAUUCUGAUUUAAUUAGUGAAGCAGAACGUAUCGCUUAUCCUAAUAUGUUACCAAUAAAUGAUAAUAUGCUUACGGCUGUAUCAGUUAUUCAAGAUUCAUUCAGUUAUCGACAUCAUGCAUGUGUUUGUCAGCUUUUAACCGCAGUUCUUACGGCAUUAUCAAUGCAUAUACCUCGAUGGGAUCGAAAAGAUUGGGAACAAGCGGCUGUAUGUGGCGUUCUGGCUCAUUUUGAAGGGCUUCUAAGCUGCUAUGGUGAUGAACAAGGAAUGAUUGAGGAUUGGGCAUGGGCAAUUGAUUAUUUGCUGACGUAUCGUGUUACACUUCGUCCAUCUAGUAACUUUUCCGACUCUAUGAUUGAUAUGAACGGAAGAAAUUCCGAAAAUAGUGGCUCAAAUACUUCUGCCUCAAGUUAUGGUGCUUCUGAAAAGUUUCAUCCAGAUUUCAAAGUCACAAGGUUGAACGAAUGUGAGCUUUCUGUUCCUUGGAGAUCAUGGGUUCAUGCUCCAUCAGAAAUUCAAGCUCGUGGUCGUGUACGAAUUCGUUUACAUCCUGUUUCAUUUGUAGUUGGAAUCAAUGAAUUACAAUCAGUUGCUGAAACUUUUGAUAAAACUGGUGUGCAAAUCGCAGUAAACAAUCAUGGCUUAACAUCUUUACGCGCUUAUUUCAAUCGAUAUACAAAACAUUUUGGCGCUCCAGGUCGAACUGUCUCAAAUCAAGAUGUCUGUGAUUUGCUUACAGAUAUUACGCAUCGUCUUAAUCCACCUGUUCAUUCAAAACCAGUUGAAGUAUUACAAUGGGCAUCAGAAAUUACGCAAGCAUUUCAUGGUUUACGAAUAACAACUUGCAAAUCAGCUAAAGAUCGUACAGCUAUGUCUGUUACAUUGGAACAAAUUCAGUGGUUGAAAAGUGAAGGUAUGCAUCGCGAUUGUUUUUAUAAAGCUCUUCAUUGUAUUCGAAGCACUGGUCUACGUUUAGAUAAUGUCAUGAAAAACACUGGUAAACGUAAAUAUGCAUUCAAUCGUCUUCAGUUGUUUUCAUUUCCAAGAUUGUAUAGACCACCGAUGGGAACAUAUUCUACAAAUGUUUCAUCCUAA
Schistosoma turkestanicum is the source of this 3144-nucleotide messenger RNA. The record is from the annotation of a GenBank genome assembly. Lineage: Eukaryota; Metazoa; Platyhelminthes; Trematoda; Strigeidida; Schistosomatidae.